CUCAUACUUAAUAGAUAUGAAGUGAAAAAAGCUUGCAACCUUGUAUGAUAUCCAGCGUACCACAUUAGGAUGCUAACUUAAUUUCUGCUAAAAUGGAUGCACUUCACCUAAUAUUAUCCUCCCACACUCUCCAUAAAGCCUCUCAAUCUCUCCUCCUCUUUCCCAUCUCCUACUCGAUCAAUACCACUAUUCAAGGCAACUCCUCCAAUUAGUUAACCUCCAUAUAUCUAUUAAUUUCUUAGCAACCUUCAAGCUAGGCCACACCAAGAACCGAGAAAAUGAUGAACCGAAUUGUCUUCUCUCUCUUACUUACACUACAAUUCCACUUCCAUUUCAGCACAACCCUAGCUCAGUCCCCGGCAGCAUCCCCGGCAGUGCUCCCAGUACCGACCGCACCAUCCCCGGUGGUAGCAGCGCCCCCAGUACCGACUGCAGUGUCCCCGGUGGUAGCACCGUCCCCAGCACCUGCAGGUCCCCCCAACAUCACCAAAAUCCUCGAAAAGGGUGGCCACUUUUCGCUCUUUAUCCGGUUACUGAAAAGUACCCACGUGGAUGCCCAGAUCAAUUCCCAGCUCAAUAACUCAAACAAUGGCCUAACUGUAUUUGCACCGUCCGACAAUGCGUUUUCCAACCUCAAGCCGGGCACUAUCAACUCUCUCGAUGAUCUAAAGCAGUCGGAGCUCGUGCAGUUUCAUUUCGUACCUACCUAUAUCUCCGCAUCGCAGUUCCAAACUGUGAGCAAUCCAUUGAGGACACAAGCCGGAGAAAACCGUCCCGGUCAGUUCCCACUUAACGUCACAAUCGCCGGCAACCAAUUGAACGUGUCGACUGGUGUUAUGAAUACUAAUGUAUCAACCCCAUUCUAUUCUGACAACCAGAUUGCUGCGUAUGAGGUGGACAAUGUGCUUCUUCCUUGGAAAAUUUUUGGUACUCCGGUACCCACAGCGGCACCGGAACCGGCACCAGUACCGUUGCCUCCGCCGGCAAAGGAGAAGCAGGAACCGGCCACGGUUAGUACUCCAAUUACACAAAACGGUGCAGUUAGUCUCAGCAUGCAUGGAACGGUGGUGACUAUGGGACUUGCUGUGGUUGCAUCAUUUCUUUUGUGAACAUGGACGGUGAUGAUUGUGCCAGCUGGACAUACGUAACUGGGUCUGGUGUCAAUUUGUUUGGUGGGCAAUAUAAUUUUCUGAGUCUGAUUUAACGGUUGUGAUCGGCGCUGUGAGUGCCUCCAAAUAAUUGUCAUAUGUCCAAGUCUUAAUUGUAUGAUGUCAAGAUUGAACUUUGAGGUUCAAUUUUGUUUUUGUUUGUUUAUUUGUGUGUGCGCGUGUGUUAACAUCUGUUUUUGCUGGUUAAUUGUAUUUCUUUUGUUCUUUUCCAACUCUCAUGUAAUUUGCAUCUCUUUUGAUAUUUUCCAACUUCAAUGUAAUUUGAGAUUGUGCAUUAUUUUGCCAAGAAUGCUUUCAAUCCGAAACUUAGAAUAGAUGAU
This is a messenger RNA of Cornus florida, 1489 nucleotides long. Its product is annotated as fasciclin-like arabinogalactan protein 12. NCBI's taxonomy places the organism in Eukaryota, Viridiplantae, Streptophyta, Magnoliopsida, Cornales, Cornaceae. Bases 279 to 1109 code for a protein of 276 amino acids. The record is from RefSeq and is a predicted model, not a curated record. The transcript has a single exon.